This is a messenger RNA of Ilex paraguariensis (yerba mate), 558 nucleotides long. NCBI's taxonomy places the organism in Eukaryota, Viridiplantae, Streptophyta, Magnoliopsida, Aquifoliales, Aquifoliaceae. The record is from the annotation of a GenBank genome assembly.
AUGGGAAAAGCUUCAAGAGAUAAAAGGGAUAUCUACUACCGAAAAGCAAAAGAGGAAGGUUGGCGAGCUCGAAGUGCCUUCAAGCUCCUUCAGAUUGAUGAGGAAUUCAACAUAUUCGAAGGAGUGAAGCAUGUGGUAGAUCUAUGUGCAGCACCUGGUAGCUGGAGCCAGGUUUUGAGUCGUAAAUUGUAUCUCCCAGCAAAGCUGUCAGCUGAUUCAAAGAAUAGUGAUCUACCACUUAUUGUAGCCAUUGAUUUGCAGCCCAUGGCUCCUAUUGAAGGUGUUAUUCAAGUGCAAGGUGAUAUAACUAAUGCUCGAACGGCUGAAGUGGUCAUUAGACAUUUUGAUGGAUGCAAGGCUGACUUGGUUGUAUGUGAUGGUGCUCCCGAUGUAACCGGACUUCAUGACAUGGAUGAAUUCGUUCAGUCGCAACUCAUAUUAGCAGGCUUGACUAUAGUUACCCACAUACUUAAAAAAGGCGGAAAGUUUAUUGCAAAGAUAUCCGUGGAAAAGACACAAGCCUCCUCUAUUGUCAGGUUGGUUAACUACUUGCAUUAA